AUGGUGAAAAUGAUGAAUGUUAUUGUGGCUGUAAUGACUUUAUGUUUGAUGCUAUCAACAUUUUCUACAGGCCAAAUUGAUGAGAUCACAUGCGAUGAGGCUAUAUCGUUAUUGCAACCUUGUAAACCAUAUUUGGUUGGUUCUGCAGAAAUAUCAGGUCAGUGUUGUGAAGGAGCAAACACUGUUUUUCUAAGGGCAAGCACCACUCAAAAUCGAAGGGAUGUGUGCAAUUGCCUUAAGAUCGCUGCUUCCAAAAAUGGCGUCAAGCCUGACAGAGCAAAACAACUCCCUCAACUUUGUAAAAUUGAUCUUCCAGUUCCUGUUGUACCAUCAAUCGAUUGCAACACGGUUCCAUGA
Abrus precatorius (Indian licorice) is the source of this 357-nucleotide messenger RNA. RefSeq names its product non-specific lipid-transfer protein 1-like. The record is from RefSeq and is a predicted model, not a curated record. Gene Ontology annotation, cellular component: membrane. The transcript has 2 exons. Gene Ontology annotation, biological process: lipid transport. Lineage: Eukaryota; Viridiplantae; Streptophyta; Magnoliopsida; Fabales; Fabaceae. Gene Ontology annotation, molecular function: lipid binding. The coding region runs from base 1 to 357 and encodes 118 amino acids.